Messenger RNA from Venustampulla echinocandica, 1428 nucleotides. RefSeq lists its product as uncharacterized. NCBI's taxonomy places the organism in Eukaryota, Fungi, Ascomycota, Leotiomycetes, Helotiales, Pleuroascaceae. The transcript is spliced from 2 exons. The coding region runs from base 1 to 1428 and encodes 475 amino acids. The record is from RefSeq and is a predicted model, not a curated record.
AUGGCUCCCUUCACACAUCCACGUCCCCCACACCGAUCCUUGCGUUCUCCAUCUGUCUUACAUACUUCCAGAAGACGAUCAUCCCUGUCCUCAACUGCUCCGACCUGCACGUCAUCUUGCCCGGGUCGCGAAUCGAAUCGAAUCGAGAUUCGUCAAGAUCAUCAAUCUACAGGUCUUAAAACCCUCAAAUCUCGUCUCAACGAUUCGUUGAGCGCCAUUCCUGCUCCUCAAAUGGACUCAACUGCUGUUCCAGGCGUGUCACCACCCACACUUCCGUCAGGUCCGCACACGCCCACACUCCCGUCAAGUCCGCACACGCCGACAAAUAAGCGUACACCAUCCCAAUCGCCGUCCAACAAGAGAAAGAGAAUAGUACACAUCGACCAACUCAUCAGCGCGUUUGACACCGAACCAGAGGAUUUCCAGGCUGCAUGGUACGACUUGCGAGCUCUAGCUCUAGCUACUAGUUUCUCUACCCGAAGGCAGCCAGAAGUAACGCUUGCUCCAACGGCUCUUCAGACUGUUGGCGAAGCUCUACGACUCUUCAAUCUGCGCAAAGGUCGCAUGGAUCCUUUCGCAAGUGUACAAGGCUCGCCAAUACCUCCAUAUCUUGAGGAGAACAUUGAUAGGAUCUACUCUGUGACUAGUACUGUCGAAGCACCAUACAAUGAGGCCUUCUGUCGCAUGAUCAUAGAUCAGAUACUUAUCUGUUGUCUGUAUGAGGAGGGCCAACGAUCCGACCAGCAACCACCUAAGCAAGCCACAGACGCAGACAAAGACCCCUCUCAACCGCAUCCCCCUACGUCAAACACAAACACAGAAAGUGAAGAACCCGCUAGCCUCGAGCUACAGCAUGAGACACCACUAUCGAGACUUGUUACUCACCGGGGACAAACUAAGCGACUACAAGGAUUCGCGGAUUAUAGCGUUUGGUACGACAACACUAAAGAGGGAAAGAGGGCGAUGGCGACAAAUCUGUUGAUCGUGGAAGCCAAACGUGAAGAUCGUGCCGACAAUGCAUUGCCACAACUCGCCAGCUACAUGGGGAUCGUCCACGCUACUCGCAAAGCCGAGUCAAAGCAAAAUUGCAUUGUGUAUGGCGCAACUUCAGAUGGGAGGUUCUUCCGCUUCUGUCGUAUUGACAAUGAUGGCGUGUUCGCUCAUAGUGAUCUUCUACAGUGGGAACGUCACAAGGAUCAAAUCUACAGCAUUAUUCGGUCCCUCCUCCGAGCAGCAGCCCUUUCAUCACCAAGCACAACACCAAUAAAGGACCCAAUGCGUAGGAAAAUAGUCCUCGCGUCGUUCGGUAGCCCAGAGCGGGCCCGGAAGUUUGACUACGGUCAUGGUCUUUUUCAUUUAGACGUUUAUUACGAGGAUGAGGUGGAGGAUGCUGAGCUAGUCUACUUUAACCGCGAUUCGCAACAAUGA